AUGAACGAGCCACUUACCAUUGAGUGCGAUGCCAGUUGUUUUGGUUUGGGUGCAGUUGUUUACCAGAUGGAUGGAGUACUGGCGUAUGCAUCGAGAACGCUUACCCAAACGGAACGGAACUACGCACAGAUUGAGAAGGAGCUGCUGGCCAUUUUAUUUGCGUGCACUCGAUUCGAUCAAUUGAUCGUUGGCAAUCCCAAGACCGUUAUCAAAACAGACCACAAGCCGCUUAUUAAUUUGUUCCAAAAGCCUCUAAUCUCUGCUCCGCGACGUCUUCAACAUAUGCUGCUCAAUCUCCAGAACCCCGAAGAGUUCUUCGAAAAACGUGAAAUCUACAAAGUAUCCAACGAAGUUGAACAACUGCAGUUGAGUAAGUUUCUAGGAGUUUCGGAUAGUCGCUUGGAGGAAAUAAAAACCGAGACCAACAAGGACCAGUCAAUGCAACUGAUCAUUGGAUACGUACAGCACGGUUGGCCUGUGACGGCCGAUCGUGUACCCGACAGCGUUAAGAUUUAUUUCAAUUUCCGUGACGAGCUAUCUACUCAAGAUGGUUUAGUGUUUCGCGGAGACCGAAUAGUGAUACCACAUGUACUACGACGUAAACUUGUAGACUGCUGUCACAUAAGCCACAAUGGAAUCGAAUCAACACUCAAGCUGGCUAGAGCAAACAUCUUCUGGCCGGGUAUGUCAUCGCAGAUCAAAGAUGUCGUCAAGCAGUGCGUCACCUGUGCCAAAUAUGCCGCCUCGCAACCGAAUCCUACGAUGAUGACCCACUGCAUACCAGUGUAUCCUUUCCACCUAGUGUCCAUGGAUGUGUUCCAAGCAGAAUAUAAUGGCAUCAAACGUAAGUUCCUAGUCACCGUAGACCAUUACUCUGACUUUUUUAAACUGGAUCUACUGAAAGACUUGACUCCUGAAUCAGUAAUCAGCAUCUGCAAGCAAAAUUUUGCUCGUCAUGGUAAACCGCAACGAGUCCUUAGUGAUAACGCCACAAACUUUUCGAACGUUAAAAUGGUCCAGUUUUCUAAAGAAUGGGAUUUCGAGUUGGUAACUUCAGCACCACAUCACCAAAAAGCGAAUGAUAAAUCAGAAGCGGCUGUGAAAAUAGCAAAACGUUUGCUCAAGAAAGCGGAAGAAACUGGCACUGACUACUGGUACGCACUUCUUCAUUGGAGGAACAUUCCGAAUAAGAUUGGUUCCAGUCCUGCAUCUCGCUUAUUUUCACGCUCAACCCGAUCUGGAGUACCAACAUCGACCGCAAAAUUGCUCCCAAAGGUGGUAGAAAAGGUACCUGAAGCUAUAGAAGAAAACCGUAAAUCAUACAAACGACAUUAUGAUAGAAAAACUCGGAAAUUACCUGAUCUCCAAGUUGGUUCGCCAGUAUACACCCAGUUGCAUCCAGAAACUUCUAAGCAAUGGUCCGCUGGAACAAUUGCCAAUCGUUUGAGUGAGCGGUCCUAUGUAGUCAACGUUGAUGGAGUGGAUUAUCGUCGUAGCCUCGUACAUCUUAAGCCACGUAAUGAACCCGAUACCUCGAACCUCGAUCAAACUUUGGCCAUUCCUGAAACAAGUUCUUCAAGCCCGAAUCAAGUAGACGUCCGAGAAACUGAACAACCGAACAAUUGGCAGGAGGAAAACACAACAACACAGCUUGCUUCGAUCGAUUCCAAUCCGUCGACAUCAACAUCAGCAGCGUCGCGCACCCGGCCGACGCCCACUUCAAAACAUACACGAUCAACACAACAAACUCAAAAGCAGGUUCCGAAUGAAGCAGUUGCAGGAAGACCGAAACGCGAAAUACGCAUUCCGGAUAGAUUCAAGGACUUUGAAGUAACAUUUGAAUAA
This is a messenger RNA of Uranotaenia lowii, 1845 nucleotides long. RefSeq lists its product as uncharacterized. The coding region runs from base 1 to 1845 and encodes 614 amino acids. The transcript has a single exon. Gene Ontology annotation, biological process: DNA integration. The record is from RefSeq and is a predicted model, not a curated record. Lineage: Eukaryota; Metazoa; Arthropoda; Insecta; Diptera; Culicidae. Gene Ontology annotation, molecular function: nucleic acid binding.